Molecule: messenger RNA, 956 nt
Organism: Archocentrus centrarchus (flier cichlid)
Lineage: Eukaryota; Metazoa; Chordata; Actinopteri; Cichliformes; Cichlidae
Gene: gemin7
Product: gem (nuclear organelle) associated protein 7
Exons: 2
Coding region: 373-759 (128 amino acids)
Biological process (GO): spliceosomal snRNP assembly
Cellular component (GO): SMN-Sm protein complex
Source: RefSeq, a predicted model, not a curated record
UACAGCAGGACCCAGAACUAGCUUGAUGGGAUUGAUAGAUAAAUGCAUAGGGGUAGUUCGAUAAAGAUGAGUACUGCAGGCCUGAACGGGUUGCUGAUGGGAUGCUGAGCUGGGGCAGAGCAGAGAAAAGCAGGGGGAUUGUGUGACAAGAUGCAUGGAGAGCCAGGGGAGGUCCUGGCUGUGCAGAGUGGAGGGGGAACCACAGCUAAACUGAGCAGAGAGUGUAGUAAUAAUCUGAACAAAGUGAAAUCCAGAGCAGAGCAGCCAAAUCAGAUGUGUUUUGGGCCUGAGGUGGAGCGGUGUGGAUGAGAGAGCCUGCAAGCCCAGUCAAGUGGAAGCAGAUGUGGAUGGUUUUUGGCAGAAUCAGUCAGCAUGGCAACUCCAGUGCCUGUUCUCCGCCUGCCCAAAGGACCUGACCCCAACAGCCGUGGAUUUGACCCCAACUCGCCCCGCUUCAUUGCUCUCUGCCGAACCUCCAUUUCCUCAUCGGCUGCUUCAGAGUCAGACAGCGAGCAGCUGCAGAAAGAGCAGCAUGCUCGAUCUGUGCUGCGAGAGGGUUUCCUCCGGUGUUUGCUCUCCAUGACCAACAAGAAGGUUCAGUUCCAGAUGUACGAGAACGUGAAGGUGGAGGCCACAUUUGGGGCGUCAGACAUUGACGUGCUGAACUUUCAGGUGUCUGACCUGCACACUCCCAUUGGGGUGCAGAAAGAGGCUCUGAUCAGAUGUCAGGAUGUGAUAUCAUUCACUUUUGACAUAUGAACAUUGAGGCUGUUUAACAAGUAAUGACUUUUGGGGUAGAAGACACAUCUGGGAGUCCGUUUAGUGGUGCAUUACUGUUGUUGCUCUUGUCUGUGUAGUGUACUGGAUUAUACUGACAUGGUUGACUGUGCAUUCAAAGAGCCAACAAGCAGUUCCACUGUUUUAGCACAAGAGGGAGUCAUGUGCCUUUGUGUCGA